Molecule: messenger RNA, 947 nt
Organism: Plutella xylostella (diamondback moth)
Lineage: Eukaryota; Metazoa; Arthropoda; Insecta; Lepidoptera; Plutellidae
Gene: bc10
Product: BLCAP apoptosis inducing factor bc10
Source: RefSeq, a predicted model, not a curated record
UGCGUGACGUGCGUGUCAAAUUUUAGUUCGCAAAUCCUCUCUGUGACGAUAUUAUUUCGACGAGUAAAACAACUCCCAACUUAAUUUCCAGCACGCAAUCAACGAGAUAACAUGAUAUCGUACAAGCUAUGUCGAUUACGGUGUACGUGUUGAUCGUAAAUGAGUGUUUCUUGCCGUAAACGGGUGGUCAAUAGUGCGUGUCGGAGUCGAAAUGUAUUGUUUGCAAUGGCUGAUCCCCGUGUUGUUGAUCCCGAAGCCCGUGAACCCGGCGCUGGUGAACACGCAGGUCAUGUUCAUGGUGCUGUACCUGAUCGGCUUCUUCCUGGAGCGCAAGCCGUGCACAGUCUGCAGCUUCGUGUUCCUAGCGGCCGUGUUCCUCAUCUGUUAUAGCGGCAUUGGCAACUGCCUGUUCUGGGGCAGUCAGUGCGAGACCGACAAGUACGACACCUAGGGCUCAACAUAACUGCGGGUUCGCAUCGCAUCGCAACGUCUUCUUCUAACUCGCAGGUGUUCCAUAGGAGAGAGCGGGACGCGCAUUACGAGCUCGCAUCGCGCCAGUUCGCAGUUUUGUGUAUGGGCCCCUAGUCCCCGCCGCGGCGCUUCCUGAAGUUACCUGACACAGCGUCUAGACUGCUCAAGUGUGAUCACACCAGAAACCCAAGAGUGAGGCGUUUUUAUAUUAGACUGUAAUGUUAUCAUUAUCAUCUAGCCAAAUAAUUUUUAUGUACAUUUUUGUAAAUACAACGGUUUGUUUUGCUAUUUUAAGUAGGCAUAGUAGAUUGGGAAAAAUGUCCUGAAUGAAAUGAAACAUUAGUGCCGAUCUGUACUUAUGUAUUUUAAUUGUUAUGUUUUACUGUUUAUAUGUGAUGAAUUGAUAUGAUUGUACAGUUAUUGUUAGUGAUUAAUUAUAAAUAUUACAUUUUGUGAAAUAUAAUUUGGGAAUAUAA